This is a messenger RNA of Coffea arabica (coffee), 639 nucleotides long. The record is from RefSeq and is a predicted model, not a curated record. Lineage: Eukaryota; Viridiplantae; Streptophyta; Magnoliopsida; Gentianales; Rubiaceae.
AUGGAGGAGAACGCCGUAAUACUGAAUAAAAGAAACUUCGGUGGUCGAAGAAAGAUUCAAAUCAAGAAAAUUGAGAAGAAGAAGAACUUGCUAGUCUCGUUUUCUAAACGUCGUGCAGGCUUGUUCAAGAAAGCUGAGGAAUACAGCAAAAAAUCUGGGGCUCAAGUUGCUAUCCUUGUCCAAUCUCCAGGUGGUAGAUUCUUUACCUUCGGUGGUCCUGACUCUGCUUCGGUAGACUCCAUUCUUGACCAGUAUCUUGCUGGCAUGAUGCCUUCAUCUUCAAGUUCUGCUUCUUGUAAGAAUGGUACUGUUGUUGAUGAUCAGGGAAAGAGUAAGCCCGUAGAGAUUGAAGAAAAUACUAUGGAAGAAGAGGUUAUAGAGCAGGGAUUGAUGGAAACUAACCAGGUCAGUGAUGGAAAAGAAUCCUUGUUGAAACAGCCGUUGGAUAAUGAUGAUCUUCAACGAGUUGAUGAACUCGAAAACUAUAUGGUCACCAUGAAAGGCCUGGAGGGUGAGGAAUUGUCUCAAGAAGAUGAUGGAACGAACAGGGCUGCUGAUGAUAAUAUUAAUGGUGAUCCUGAUUCAUCAAGUUUAUUGAAUCCCAAUGUUAAUCUUGAUUAUUUUGGUGGGUUCCUGUGA